UGGAAAAUAGGAUUUUUUGAAGAUGAAAAUAAAUAUUCUGUUAUUCCAAGUAAUUGGACCUUUAGUACCCGUACAGGUGAUUUCUGUCGAUGGCCAAGUAAACAAAGAGUUACUUCUUUAAUGAUAAUAAAAGCAGAUGAACCAAACGUAGACUGGUCAUCUUUCCCAGUAAAUAUUAUUGGUGAAAGUUAUGAUUCAUAUGAUAAAGCAGUACAAAAAGAAAGAGAAAUAUUUUUAUCAGAAUCUGAAAGAAGUCUUGGGCGAGGAAAAAGGAAAAGAAAAGGAUUAAAAAAUAACAAUGAAGAUACUGACAGUGACAUAUGCGAUUCUCCUAUAAAAAUUGGCCAUAGUAUUAAUCCUUCUAAAAAGUCCAGUAAAAGUCCAAGUAAAAGUAUUCUUUAUAAUCAAUACAGCAAUGAUUUUAACUCAAAUUGUAUCUCUGGUGAGCCUGCAGCUGUAUCUAAUAGCAAUAUUAAUAAUUGCAGCAUACCAUAUGUGAUAAAUACACUUCAAAAUAUUGAAGGCAAUUCUCAGAUGUCCGAAUCAGGACACAUGAACAAUCCAAAUGUAUAUGAAAGCAAUAGUAAUUCACAUGUAUUUUCAUCUAUGCCACAGAAUCAAAGUGAUAAUGAACAAAUAAACUUGAAUGAAACGUCUCAACAAGACAAUUUCAACAUGUCUUGUUUAAACACACAUUCAGUGCAGGAUUUAUCAAAUAUUGUAAAUCAUAACAUAGUUUCUGAUGAACCUGUGGAAACUGCUGAAGUAAUUCUUCUCAGAAAUAUUUACAGUUAUAUUAAACGACUUGAUGGAAGAAUGGAUAGAAUCGAAAAAUAUUUAUUAGAUUCAUCAACUAUGCCAGCUAAUAAACAACCAUUGGAUGAUAGUUUUUCUAUAUUUCCUAUUAAUGACUUUCAAAAUAUUAUAAAUAUUGAUGAAAAAAUAAAAAAUGAUGAGCAGUUUGAAAAGAAAAUGAUAAAUUUCAUUUCUACUAUUGGCGGUAAGAAUAUUAAAAAUUUUGUUAAGCGCAUUUUACAACGCUUGUUUACAAACGAGCUUUCAUCAAAAUGCUCAUGGACCGGAUUUCGAAAUAAUUUCCGCCUUGAAAAUCUUAAAAUAAUUAAUAUAAUGAAAGAAAUAGGUAGAAUUAAUUUUAGUUAUACUGAUGUGGUUUUCGAAGAACAUGUGAAAGAAUGGUUUCGCCAUGGUAAUCAGAGAUUCACAAGAGAGAAAACAAUAAAUAUAUCUAAAUAAUAUUCAAUACUCUUUAUCAUUUAUAGUAAUUAUGGUG
Molecule: messenger RNA, 1291 nt
Organism: Melanaphis sacchari
Lineage: Eukaryota; Metazoa; Arthropoda; Insecta; Hemiptera; Aphididae
Product: putative histone-lysine N-methyltransferase 1
Exons: 8
Source: RefSeq, a predicted model, not a curated record